CAAAGCUGAGGGUGAUUCGUUUCAGUAGCUUUUUGCCUUUAGCAGUUAAUAGGAUUUAAAAGCGUAGAGUAUUUUGUUGACAGGACCGCUCUGAGGUCAGAGAAAAUUUAAGAAGAUUCCUGCUUACUGUGGUCCAUUGAGUUAAUCAUGUGGGUUUUGUCUAGCAGUGAUGGUAAAUUGAAAGAAACCUCUAGAGCUCUUUUGCCAGGGGCGUACAUUCUUGGGCGAAGCGUGAAAGAUGAUUCCUCAAACAUUCAGGUUGUCUCGAAAUCUAUCAGCAAAAGACACGUUCAAAUUACUGUGUCUCCGCCGAAAGCGAAUUUUAAUAAAACCGAAAUUCCAUGCGCCAUCGAAAUCCAAGAUUUAGAUACUAAAUUUGGGACAGCAGUCAAUGACGAGCGUGUCUGUCCGAGACAAACUUAUGAGAAAAACGCUUCACUAGAAUUUUCAUUAGGGAAAUGCCCGACCAAAUUUUACCUCCAAUGGAACAAUAUUUCCAUUUGCUUUGAUGAUCAAGAGACCAUGGCACGUUGGUCGACGCCACUUUUACUUAUCGGAGUACCUAACUCAAUACAUAUCAACCAUUCCAUUACACAUUUUGUUCCGCGUAAAGAUUCUUUAUCUUCUGUGAAGGUAGCUUUGGCUUAUAUAAAGGAUAUAAAGAUUGUGAAUGAGUCUUUUGUUGAAGCUUUAGUCAACGAGAAAGAAAAAUAUUUACAAAAUACUAAUCUAAUUCCUAAAGAUAUCUCAUACCUUUCUACAGGAAGGAAUCAUAAUGCCUUUUUCCCAAAAUCCGCAGGCGAUUUAAGGAAUUCUUUGGGAGGUUUAAAGUGCUGUUCCAUUGAUUUAGAUCAAGAACUUCCAAAAUUACUAUCCCUCCUUGGCUUAGAUGUGCAUAGACAUCAUACAGACGAUGUACAAUUUUUGACAUCGUAUUAUGGUGAACGAAAUAUUGAUUUUGUAAUCAUUUUAAAACAAAAGGUGAUAUCUACAAUUCUUUCUCAAAAUAAAGUAUUUUGUCUUACUUUUAGCGAUCUAUGGAAUAUCCUAAAAGAAGAUAACCCGAAAGAAGUGUUGCAUACGAAAAAAACGAGCCAUCAACAGUCAAAAUCCAGUGCGCCUUCUACUUCACUAGCAACGUCUGAGAAUGUUUUGGAUGAAUUAUUCAGUAAUUUUAAACCCGUUCCCCGUUCUCCAAGGAGUAAAAGAACUCUCAAGUCCGAAGGAAUGUUGAAUGUUUCUAAACCCAGGCCUCCCAAUAGCCCUCUUAAAAAGGAUUAUCGAGAAAAUUUAGAAGAAGAAAGGAAUGCUAAAUUAUUUCCUGAUAAUUCAAAGCCUUUAUCUGUUUCUUCAACAGGUAGAGAGUCGUUAGAUAGAACGCCGUUACAUGAAAGCAAUCCGGAACUUGGAAAGUCAAAAAAGAAAACGAAUAAAAAGGAUAUUGGCGAUAAAUCGAAAGUGAUUUCUUCUCAUUUUGCACCUCUCACAUUAUCUACUGCAGGAGAAUCAGAAUCACCUAAUGUGAAAGUCAAAAAAGAGAGGGAAACAAGUCCAUUACUUUUGAAAGCAGAACACAACGAGCCUCCAGAUACACCACUUUCAGAAGAAAAUUUACCAAAAAAUCUUGGUUCAGUGGAGUUUAUAUCUAUCCACCUACCCAAAAAGAAUGAAAAGAAGGAAGCGGAAUUCUCAAAAUAUAAAGAUAGACCAAACUUUAAGAAAUUCAGAAGGCAAGGUAGUAAAGUGCAUGUAGCACCACCAGUGUUUAUACCACUUUCAGAAUCCCGGAAGGGACAAAACGAAGUCAUAGACAUUGAUAUGGACCCUGUCCCCCAAUUGAUGAAAAAAACAAAUACAGAUACGCGUUCUCCAGAGCGGAUUUCUCAACAGGGCUCUAUGGAAAUGCGCAUGGAUGAACAAAAUCUCGGGGAUAAAAGAGAUGCUAAUGAGGACGAAGAAGACGAAGAAGAUGAUGAGUUUGGUGACUUGAAAUUUAGAUUUUAGUGUAUGUUGAUCUCUUAAAGAGCGAAUUAUAAAUACAAAGUGCUCUCUACUUAAUUAAUGUUAAUAUCACUAAUACCUUUGUUUCUAAUAAAAAGCGCAUGAUUACAAAGUUGACGAUACAAUUCUUCAUAGCUAGA
This is a messenger RNA of Schizosaccharomyces cryophilus OY26, 2141 nucleotides long. Its product is annotated as Mre11 complex subunit Nbs1. Lineage: Eukaryota; Fungi; Ascomycota; Schizosaccharomycetes; Schizosaccharomycetales; Schizosaccharomycetaceae. The record is from RefSeq and is a predicted model, not a curated record. The transcript is spliced from 7 exons. The coding region runs from base 148 to 2004 and encodes 618 amino acids. Gene Ontology annotation, molecular function: protein binding.